Globicephala melas (long-finned pilot whale) is the source of this 5368-nucleotide messenger RNA. RefSeq names its product TNF receptor associated factor 1 (gene TRAF1). Gene Ontology annotation, cellular component: cytoplasmic side of plasma membrane. Gene Ontology annotation, biological process: protein K63-linked ubiquitination; tumor necrosis factor-mediated signaling pathway; regulation of apoptotic process. Gene Ontology annotation, molecular function: tumor necrosis factor receptor binding; zinc ion binding. NCBI's taxonomy places the organism in Eukaryota, Metazoa, Chordata, Mammalia, Artiodactyla, Delphinidae. The record is from RefSeq and is a predicted model, not a curated record.
CAAGUGCGCCCCCCCCCCCCCGCGCGCCUCCGGGACCUGGAAUCCCGGCUGCAGAGCCCUGCCCCGGACUCGCUGCCCCCGCUCUUCUUGCGGACGCCCGGGGCAGCCCUGCGGGGGCUCAUCCUUGAAUAGUCGCGGGCGCCGCUCUGCUCCCAUCAGUGCGCACGCAUCCGGAGAUGUGGCGGUGGCGAGACGGCCGUCACCAGCCCGCGCGGGGCGCACGAACGGGGCUGGGGGACACGGACAGGUCAUCCGGCGUCACUGAGCCGGGCGGGGGGUGAUUAUAAUCCGGCUGCGGGACGCGGUGGGAUCACAAAGCUGGGAGCCCAACCUUAUCCUGGGGCGGCCCACCGGGACUCCCAGGGAAAGUGGGGUCUGGUCCAGCUGCGCCCCGAAGGACAAGUGGAAGGCUGGGGAGACGCGGGUGUAACAGUGCAGAGACUCCGCGUCUUCGAGGCCCGCGGCGGGGGGAGGCGCGGAGAUGGGGCUGAUGGCGGUUCAGAGUGGAAGAGAAGGGAGUCAAGGAGACAUAAGGAGGAGCAGCCACAGAAGUGGGUGGGGAGCACGGAACGGGUGCAGGAGGCCACAGCAAGGAAGGGAACUGGAAAGGAGGCGCCAAGAGGCGUGUCAGGUGCUGGCCACGGGGCUGGUUGGAUCGAAACUGGGACAAGCCCCGGACAUUUGGCACCCUCGACCUUGAGAACCUUGGGGAGAUGGUUCCAUGGAGAUUGGAGUGAGGAAGCGGAGCGUCCGUGUAGACAGUAUUUUCUAGGAGUUAUGUUAAAGUGAGAAGGUGUAGAUGUUGGAGAGGAAUGUGGAAUGAGGGUAAAGGGCGUUUUAAAGCACCAUGUGUGGUUAGAACACAGGCUCAGGGCUCCCGAGUCCCCACUCACUAUCGGGGAGUCCUUGGGCAUGUCACUGAACCUCUUGGUGCCUCAGUUCCCUUUUCCGUAAAACGGGGAUGAAGAUGACAAUACCUGCCUCAUGGGGUUCACGUGAAGCUUAGAUGAGAUGGUGCCUGUAAAAGCACUUAACACGGCACUAAAAGCACCUGUUACUUUUCACUUGUAAUUAUUAGAGCAGCUUGCGAUAUUUUGCUGCUGAUAGGAAGGAGCUGGGAGGCAUUGAAGACAGAGGGGAGAGAAAAGGGAGCAGAGAGAAAGGGACCGAAGAACUUGGAUGGAGAGAGAAAUCUUGGGUUCCUGUGCCAAACCAAGGGAAGGAGGGAGCAGGUGGGGACGCAGGGAAGUUUGCAGGUUUGGGGUAUGUGGUUAAGUGAGUGGCUUUCUGAUAGUCUUUCUCCGAAGUAGGCCUCAAGGUCGUUUGCUGAGAGGGCCAGGUCAGGGCUGGCCCAGGUGAGGGUGGAGGUCCUGAUUUACACUGCAGCAGUAGGGUAGGGUGCCAUGCCCUCUUUGCCAGCAACCCCAGGCAGACUCGGCAUCGCUCCCGGGAAAGUGGACAGUUGAAUUUACUAGGGUCAGAGGACAACGUCAGACCUGCCUUGCCCACUUGUGAGGCUCAUCUAAAGUUGAUGGAUGUGAAAACACUAUAUAAGCAUAACUUACCAUUUUAGUCUUUCUUCGUGACCUUGAGGAGCUGGAAGGGCUGUGGCCAUCAUCAAUAUCAAAGUUUUUCGGGCACUUCACUUGGGCCGUGCACCAUGCCAUGCUUUCACCCAUGAUCUCAUUUAGUGAUUACAAGUCAGGUGAAGUAGGUAUUAAUAUUAACCCCAUUUUGCAGAUGCAGAAACUGAGGUGCAGAGAAGUUACUGACCUUGUCCCAGGACCCACAGCUAGUAAGUGAUGGACUCAGGGUCCCAACUCAGAUCUGUCAGACCUCGAAGCCUGUGAUUUGAAACUACUAUGAAAGUUUGCAAAACCCCUAGUAGCAACCCAGCAGAAUAGAAAGAUGUGGAGGGAUCAUCUUUUCCAUUUGGUAGGUGAGAAAACAAAGGCUAGAAGCUCUGACCUCCAUCCUGGGCUCUGUAGGCUCCACCAAGCUGCCUUGUUUUUGCCUCUCUUGAAUGGGAGGAAGAACACAGAGCUUAGAGUCCCACAGACCUGGUGGUCAUCGUGCUGUACCACCAGGUGCUGUGUGACUUUGGACCAGGCAUCUUGCUCCUCUGUGCCUCCCCAUGCCUGCGGAAUUCCUAACAGGUUGCUCUAAGGAAUAGGAAGGAAAAUGUUGCCUGGGGCAUGGUAGAUGUGCCAGGAGCCAUGCUUCCCACACAACCAUGGAUCUGCGUCCCACUUGGCUGCUGAGACCAACUCCUCGUGACCUUGUAUUUAUUUAGACCUUUGUUCUCCUCAGGGCCAGGAAGUGGUGGCGCCUGAUCCGAGUCUGUGGCCACCUAUGACUUCCUGAGUGGGGCCGUGGAGAAUGACUGGACACUCCUAGAGCCUGCAGUCACCAUCCAGGGGAUUUUUUUCACCACAAAGGGUAAUUCCUGUCUCAUCCCUGCUGUGACUCAGCUGUGACGUUGAACCGCACAAGCCAGCGAGAAGAUAAAAUCAUCAGACUCCUGCACAUCAGAGAGGGGGGCCCGGCCAGCACUCACCUCUUCUCCCAGCACAGACUCCACGGAGCUGGUCCCCUCCCCAGAGGAGCUUGAACAGGGGCCCCCCACCAGCCAGCCUGGGACCCUGCGAUGGCCUCUGGCUCGGCCAGCAGCCGCCACCCGGCCCCCGAUGAGAACGAGUUCCCCUUUGGGUGCCCCCCCACCGUCUGCCAGGACCCACCAGAGCCCAGGCCCCUCUGCUGCGCCGUCUGUCUCUCUGAGAACGUGAGGAAUGGUGAGGAUCGAAUCUGUCCCAAAUGCAAAGGGGAUGACACACCAUCUGAAAGGCCAGGAAGCCUUCUGUCUCAGGAGCAGGAUCACCCCGAGGUGGCUGAGGCUGGAGUUGGGUGUCCCUUUGCAGGUGUUGGCUGCGCCUUCAAGGGGGGCCCAAAGUUCAUGCAGGAGCAUGAGGUCACCUCCCAGGCUACCCACCUGAACCUGCUGUUAGGGUUCAUGAAACAGUGGAAGGCCCAGCUGGGCUCUGGCCUGGGGUCUGGACCCAUGGCCCUGGAGCAGAAUCUGUCAGACCUGCAGCUGCAGGGGGCUGUGGAGACAGCUGGGGACCUAGAGGUGGACUGCUACCGGGCCCCCUGCUCCGAGAGCCAGGAGGAGCUGGCCCUGCAGCACUUCAUGAAGGAGAAGCUCCUGACUGAGCUGGAGGGGAAGCUGUGCGUGUUUGAGAACAUUGUCGCCGUCCUCAACAAGGAGGUGGAGGCCUCCCACCUGGCCCUGGCCGCCUCCAUCCACCAGAGCCGGCUGGGCCGUGAGCACAUCCUGAGCUUGGAACGGAGGGUGAUGGAGCUGCAGCAGACCUUGGCCCAGAAAGACCAGGCCCUGGGCAAGCUGGAGCAGAGCUUCCGCCUCAUGGAAGAGGCCUCCUACGACGGCACGUUCCUAUGGAAGGUCACCAGUGUCACCAGGCGGUGCCAUGAGUCAGCCUGCGGCAGGACCGUCAGCCUCUUCUCCCCAGCUUUCUACACUGCCAAGUACGGAUACAAGUUGUGCCUGCGGCUCUACCUGAAUGGGGACGGGACGGGGAAGAGGACCCACCUGUCCCUCUUCAUCGUGAUCAUGAGAGGGGAGUAUGAUGCUCUGCUGCCGUGGCCUUUCCGGAACAAGGUCACUUUCAUGCUGCUCGACCAGAACAACCGUGAGCACGCCAUCGACGCCUUCCGGCCCGACCUGAACUCAGCAUCCUUCCAGCGGCCCCAGAGCGAAACCAAUGUGGCCAGCGGCUGCCCACUCUUCUUCCCCCUCAACAAGCUGCAGUCGCCCAAGCAUGCCUACGUGAAGGACGACACCAUGUUCCUCAAGUGCAUCGUGGAGACAGACGCUUAGGGCAGGAGGGGCCGAGCAAGCCGCACCCGGGUCCCGAGGGAGCACCCGCUCAGAUGGGGGUUCAGCAAGAUGACUGAGGCCCUGCCUUUGGCGCCCAAGAUCCCAAGGCACAGUGAUGGGCCGGGGCUGGCAUGACGUGAGCCGAGCGGACAGAUUGACCGUGGCUAGCUAUCAGUUUAGUGUGGCAGGACCUUGGACUGGGCCCACAGAGGCACACGGUCCCAAAGGAGGUGGUGCAGGACUGAUCCCCCUGCACUGACCGUGCAGCACUGGAGCCCCGAGAGCCACCUGGCCCUGAAUGUUGAGAUGGACUCCGGCCGAGAUGGGGAGGGUGUGGGGACCAGGCUGGGGCGUGGAUGGGGAACUGGAGGUGUGGGACCUCAGCAAAGAAGCUCCAGGGAUGGGAAGACCUCUGCAGGCCGCCACGGAGAGUGAGCUUGCUCUCGUCCUGCUUGGAAUCAGAACCAGGACCAGGGGGUGGAAGUGACAGGGUGCCAGUGCGAAUUCAAUCUGUCCCAGCCUGGACCGAGUUCCCCAGCACUGGAGGUGAACAAGCAAAACCAGGGGGCUACGCUGCGGGGAGGGCAUCAGAUGCGGGGAGGGGUGGUUUUGAAGACCUUCAUGGUUCCUUCCAGCCCAGAGUCUCUGACUCUAGGCCUCCUGGGCCAGAUGAGGCCUAGUGCCGCAGGGGGUCUGGAAACAUUCAGGAGCCCGAUGCCCUCCAGUUUCCUGACUCACCUUCAGUACCGCCAGGUGGGCUGAGCUGACCCGCACGGCACCUGCCACCCUGGGCCCGGCAGUCUGCUUGCCCUCCAUGCAGAGCCACGCAGAGGCCCUGCGUCCUGCGCGUCCCCCAGCUGAGCGCCCCUCCACCUUCUCCAGGUGAAACCAGGUCCCUAGCUCCCAGAGGCAGCUGGAAGGAGCGUGGAGAAGGAGAGGGGCACAGACUCUCCACGCUGCCUGCCUGGGGGCCCCACUCUUGGCCAUUUCCAGAAUCCCGUGUCGCCUGUUGAACGAAGGCAACCACAUCUCUAGUUGAUGGAUCAGGACCGCUGAGCCACCCACAGAUGUUGACCUUUUAUAUGUAUAAAACCAAAGAAAGAAUUUUUUUAAAAUCUGUUUUGCACUUUUCAUAAAGGGUAUGGUUGUGGGAGUUGGUGGUGACUUGUGAGCUCUGGGUGGCGCUGCCAGUUUUGCAGGUGGCAUCCAAGGCUGGUGUGCUGGCAGGAACAUGCCUCUCUGCCUCAGUCUUCUGACUGUAAUGGGGGAACCGCCCCGGCCUGCCUCCCUCGCUGAGUUCUGUGACCUCAAAGGAGAUGCUACGCAGGAGAGGCUAGAGAGAGAAAGGCCCGGGCACCACUGCCCACCUGGCCUGGCCUGGCUGCGGCCCAUGCUUGUCUUCUCACCUUGGAGGUCCCUACACAACCAGUUCCUGUAGGGACCCUCGGCCGUCUUUCCAGAGCCCUGAGGCUG